AUGACAGUGUAUCAACUCAUUGUUCACAGUGAAUUUAACAAGCGCUACUUCAUGGGCAGCGACAUUGCCCUGUUGCAACUGCAUCUGUCUGUGAACUUUACUUCCCACAUUCUCCCCGCCUGCCUCCCAGGGCCAACCACGAAGCUGCCCAUUCACAGCAGCUGCUGGAUCACUGGCUGGGGGAUGAUCACCGAGGAUGAUUUCCUGGCCUCACCAUUGCAGCUGCAGGAAGGAGAGGUUGGCAUUGUUGACAGUGAGGUCUGUAAAAUGUAUUUCCAAUCGCCAGACUCCAGCAGCAGUGAAUAUUCUAUACACGAGGAUAUGUUUUGUGCCGGGGACCUCAUGACAGGAAAGUCCAUCUGCCGAGGAGAUUCCGGGGGCCCCCUGGUCUGCAAGCUGAACAGUAGUACUUGGUUUCUGAUGGGGCUGUCUAGCUGGAGCCUGGCCUGCCGCUACCCCAUAAGCCCCAGCGUCUUCACCAGGCUCACCUACUUCUCCAGCUGGAUCAAUGAGAAGCAGAGGACCUCGCCCAAUCCCGAACCUUCUUUUGCUCCUCCUCAGGAAAAACCUCCUAUUUUGAGUGACUUCACUUCUCUGGGCACCGUCCACAAGCCCAGCACCUGCAUGACCCUUGUGUUUUCACAGACCCUCCUCCUGCUGCUGAUUUCCCUAAGGACUCUGUGA
Messenger RNA from Mirounga angustirostris (Northern elephant seal), 684 nucleotides. RefSeq names its product serine protease 40-like. The transcript has 3 exons. The coding region runs from base 1 to 684 and encodes 227 amino acids. Gene Ontology annotation, molecular function: serine-type endopeptidase activity. The record is from RefSeq and is a predicted model, not a curated record. Gene Ontology annotation, biological process: proteolysis. Lineage: Eukaryota; Metazoa; Chordata; Mammalia; Carnivora; Phocidae.